Molecule: messenger RNA, 2657 nt
Organism: Vespula vulgaris
Lineage: Eukaryota; Metazoa; Arthropoda; Insecta; Hymenoptera; Vespidae
Product: synaptic vesicle glycoprotein 2B-like
Exons: 13
Coding region: 568-2166 (532 amino acids)
Biological process (GO): transmembrane transport
Cellular component (GO): membrane
Molecular function (GO): transmembrane transporter activity
Source: RefSeq, a predicted model, not a curated record
UCUGUGCGCUUGUGUAAAAUAAAAAUUAACACGAUAACGUACGAAACUCGACAUUUCUUAUCGACUAGCGAGGAAUUCCCACUAACAACUGUUUUCGUUUGAUCGUUCGAACGAUUAGAAGCAGCUUGAGAAGCGUGCGUAUCAAUUGAAUCGUUUGACCCGUUUUUAUUGGCAAGUCGCAGGAACGUGCGUCGGGCGUCGACGGGACGGUUGCCAGUAAAGCUCUCACUCGUCCGCUAUCGAGUGUGUGUGUAUCUCUCGAGUAGGAGUCUCGGACGAGUCUUCGAAAAAUGUGUCUGCCACGUUGAAAUAUUUUCUAGUAAUUAUCAUUAUCGAAAGACACAAAUUCUUGUCCAUAACUUAAUCAUAAAUUUUUGUCGACGAUCAAACUCGACGGACCAUCGUGGAACCAUCUCAUUUUUUUUUUUUCCAUUUCAAUCGUUCGCGAAGGGUGACUUUUUAUUAAUUCUCAUAUGUAUAUAUAUAUCGUUCGACACGAGCGAACGACCUCUUCUCUCUCCAUCGUGUCGUCUUCCGUGAAACUUAUAAUCUCCUUGAUCUUUGGAUAUGGUCAGGGAAAUACCAGAGGAGGAUAAGAUCUCUACUAUUACCGGUAAUGUCAACGUCGAUGAACCCGCCGACUAUGAAAGAGCUAUAUCGUUUACUGGCUAUGGGCUGUUCAACGUAUUACUCUUCAUGGCAGCAUUGCCAAUCGCAUGGACCGGUGCCUUUGACACGACAUCACCGGCAUUUCUUUUAGCAUCAGCCGAAUGCGACUUGCAACUUACGUUUUUUCGGAAAGGAGUACUCAUAGCGAUUCCCUUCAUAGCAAUGCUGGCCACUGCCUCGUUGUGGGAUUACGUGACGAUUUACGUAGGCAGAAGGACCUUGUUCGUUCUUGGCUUACUAGCGGAUUCCAUCCUAAAUAUACUAAGCACCGCUGUAGAUUCGUACCAUGUGUUCUUACUCAUCAAAUUUAUCAGCGGCGUCAUAGUCGGCGGUCCACUCUCGAUGGUGAUGGGAUACUUAACAGAAUUUCAUUCUGCAACGUAUAAAGCACGUUUCGCCGCCUGGUCUGGUUUUCUCUUUUCCAUGGCAACUAUCGUACCAGCAGCUUUGGGUUUUACUAUACUACCCUUAGACUGGGAGGUCGAUGUAUUCGGUAAAAGUUAUAACAGCUGGCGAAUUUACUUAUUGCUUUGUUCGAUACCACCUGUUCUCGGACUUGUCACUGCUAGCAUGUUACCUGAAAGUCCAAAACACCUGAUGGAAAUUGGAAGGCAGGACGACGCAUUAAAACUAUUUCGUAGAAUGUACACCAUGAACACAAGAAAGCCGGCCGAUACAUUCUCGAUAAAAGCGUUGGUCGUCCAGAAGGCGCAAUUACCACGGCCGACGUUAAAGGCGAGCCUCGAAAAAAUGCGAAUCGACCUUUACAACACGAAACUCUUGUUCUCGGCGCCUUAUCUGCCGGCCUUCUCCUUCUUAACUUUUCUACAAUUUGGAAGUAUGCUAGGUUUUAAUACUAUGAGAUUGUGGGUCCCACAUAUGUUCAUGAUUUUAAGCAACUAUGAUUACGAGCAUUGGAAACCUGUCGGAAGAGCUCCAACGAUGUGUGAAAUGUUGGAUCGUCAUGCCGCUAAACCAGGCAGACCAUAUUUAAAUUGUACAAACUUUGACGAUGCAUGCUUCGAGUGGAGUAUCAAUCCUGUCGUUUAUCAAAAUUCAACGAUAAUUGCAUCCUCCGCCGUUCUCUUUAGUUUUCUUAUAGGAUUUAUAAUGACGACGAGAUUACGAAAGAAAAUGAUAUUAUUUGCGGCCUUCCUGAUAUCGCUGGCAAGCAGUUUUGGAAUAAAUUGGGCACAGGCACCUCCCUAUAUGCUGACGUUAGCAGCCGCCGUUAUCGUGACAUCAAGAAUAGCGAGUAAUGUCGUUAACGCGGUGAAUGCCGACAUUAUUCCUAUCCCGUUAAGGGCCACCAGCAUGAGUAUCAUCACGUCCUCCGGAAACUUAGGAGUUGCAUUGGGGAAUGUUAUUUUCUCUGCUCUUCUUGAUUUGGAAUGUCUCGCAGCUUUCCUCGGUCUGGGCUGCUUUUUUAUAAUUUGUCUACUCGUAACGUUCCUAUUUCCAAAACCGGUAAGGGCAUCGCCACAGAAUUUAGCGUAGCACGAGAUCGUACGAAAGAUUAGACGAAAAAGAUUUAUACCUAUGUUGUGUUUUUGGAAAACGAGAUACAUACAUAUCCACAUAUAUUAUAUAUGCAUGUAUGUACAUAUAUAUAUAUAUAUACAUAUAUAUACACAUAUAUAUAUAUAUAUGUAUACAUAUAUGUACACAUAUUUUUUUAUCGCGUUUUGAUACACGGACAGAGUGAAAGAGAGAAAGAAAGAGAGAGAGAGAGAGAGAGAAAGAGAGAAAGAGAAAAAGAUAGAAUGAGUGGCGUGUAUUGGGCUGUGAAAUAUUUUUCGUCGGAUGUACCUGACAAACGUUACGCUUUUGUCGAUUUCCUAAUAAAAAUCUAACAAAAGAAUUGCACUUUUAUCCCGAGUCAUAUAAAACACUUGGAUAACUUUAUUACGACAGUGUAAAAAAACAAAUACGAGAAGAAAAGUGACAGACAAACGCAGAGGCAAACCUAAAAAGAUGGAGAGAAAGAA